AUGGGUUGUGGGGCCUCGGCUCCGGUGCAGCUGCAGGUCGCUCCCCCGCGCUUGACUCCACCGGCUGAGUUGCCCGCGCCGGCCCCCAGCAACAAGGGCCUCAGUGAAAACUGUCAGCAGAACGACGACGGCGACGACGGCGGCGGCGGGGGGUCGCGUAAGGAGGCAGCCGUGGCGCGCGAGGAGAGCGCCGUCAAAACCCACAGCAACGGCCAACGUUGUAGCUGCGACGGCGACAACUUCCCACAGGGGCGAAGCAGCAUCCACAGCCCGGACUCCAACUGGAGCGACGUCUCUGGCGGUGAGCUCAAGAUCCCGACUCUGGCCACUGACGAUGAGUUUGACGUCAAGUCCGUCAACGACAACGAGGAAACUCGCAGGGGCUCUGGUGGGGCGCUCAGCAACGGCGACGACGAGGCCCCCAACCUUGCCGUCUUCUACAACAAACCGCAGGAGUGCUUCUACUGCCACUCCGCCUCCGUAACGUACGAGUGCCAGUACUGCGAGUCCUUCUACGUCUGCGACGAAUGCCUCUCCAGUGGACGCUGCGAUCAUAACCCGCUGCACCCACUGACUGCCAUCUAUGGCUUGGCGUCGCUUGGUAGCCGAACCUUGAGCACCAGCGUGGGGACGACAGGCGAGGGUGCCAGUAGCCUCUUCUACGACCCAUGUGACGUGUGUGCGCGGGUGAUUAACGAUGUGGAGCUUGUCUACCACUGUGAGGAGUGUAAUGCAGUGAUCUGUAGUAACUGCUACCAAACAAACGGAAGUGCCGUGCAUGAGCACGAAAUCAGACCGUUCCGGCGGGCCCUUCGCAGUGGUGCGACAGGGUCGGCACUGGUAAGUAAAAGCCGCAACAGUGAGGGGAAUAAGGUCAUCAACGGCUACGUGGUUGUUAGGCUGCUUGGUAAGGGGUCAUAUGCCAAGGUGAACCUGGUACAGCACUAUCGGGAUCACACCUUGUAUGCGCUGAAAAUUCUGCGCCACAACAACACAAAUAAGGCGCGGCGCGCCCUUCAGGGAAAGUCCGCCUUUGAAGAUGACUGGCUGCGUGAGAUUGCCGUGAUGAAGUUUGUGUCCCAUCCCAACAUAGUGAAACUUAAGGAGGUGAUUGAUGACACGGAGGCAAAGAAGUUGUACCUCAUUAUGGAGUACUGCGCAAAGGGGCCUGUGUACACCCCCGGCAACCCACCCCUCCCUUUAGAAACGGUGCGCAAGUACAGCCAGGGCAUUAUGGCUGGGCUCUUGCACUUUCACAGCCAGUAUUUGUUUCACCGCGACAUCAAGCCCGCCAACUGUCUUGUGGACGACAAUGACGUCGUGAAAAUCGCCGACUUUGGCACCUGCAGUAGUCAGAUGAAGAACAUCACCACCGACGGCACCCCUGCCUACUCGUGCCCAGAGCUAAUGACCGGGGGGCGCGUGCCAGGCGACGUGGUGGAUAGCUGGGCCUUUGCCUUGACGGUGUACCAAAUGGCCUUUGGCGUCCUCCCAGUCGCCACAGAGAACCUCCACGACCUGCGUGAGAGUCUUUUGAGUGAUGAACCCAUAAGCAUUCCACCCGAUAGUGACCCGGAGCUGCGGGACCUCCUUUCUAAGAUGCUGGAGAAGGACAUCUCCAAGCGCAUGCUCCUGAAGGAGGCGGCACACCACCCGUUUUUUCGCAUGGGGGACGCCGAGGUGCGGUCGGUCCUCUCCGGGGCGCUUGAGACGAACGCGAAUUCGUCGCCAACCGAGCUCUACGCGCGCGCGAUGGAAACGGUGGUGCGGGGCAGAGGGCUCGAGGACUGCUUCCACGGCAUGCGGGCGAUUCGCAAGCUGCGGCGGAAGGCCCACGCGGGGGACGCCAGCCCCCUGGAAAGCGAUACGAUGUACAACGCCAACGCUGUCGACACGCACCCCAUGCUGCUAACGGACUCCAUUGACCCAGAUAAUCCCUCCACAACGGAGGCGGAUGUUCUUCAGGUUGUCUCCAUGAUGUUGGACACACUGAAGCGGGGGCAGUUUAAACUCACUGGUAUGCCGCUAAAGGAGUUUCCCUCAUUUAUUAAUGAUGCAAGCGACAAGACGACGGAAAUUAAAUUAGCGAACAAUGGCUUUUGCGGCAUUGGUGGCGCCGAGUUUUCGCGUUUUCGGCUACUGCGCGAGGUGAGUAUCACGAAUAACUCGCUCAGCAAGUUCCCGGUUGAGGUUCUCGACGCCCCGCUUUUGCGCAAACUUGACCUCGCAAACAACCGCAUCCCGGAUGCCCCGGCGGAUAUCCUCAAGGCGGGCAUGCUAGAACGCCUCUCCCUGCACAACAACUGUGUUCGCAACGUUGGCACGGAUGCGGCGGGGAGGUCCGUCUUUUCCAGCCGCUGCCUGCGGCAGGUCCGGCUGAGUGGCAAUCCGCUGGCGCACCUCCCAGCGGCGCUGCAGACCUGCCCCAGCCUAGAGUUAGUCCUGGACGACUUUCCUGUUCUCGUGGAGGAGUGGACGCACCUGCUGCAGAGCGUCUCAUCGGUGGUGGUGGUGUGGAACGACAUCUGCCCCCGCCAGGUGUGCCCAGAGGUCCCCAUCUUCACCGCGGCGAAGAGCAUUCACCUAUUCAGCCUCUCUGUGCUGGAAACCCUUGACAUUCGGCAUGUGGUGCUGCCGCACUUUGGGGACUGGCUCCCCAUUGGCGAGGUUGCCGCGGAGAACAUGGAGCAAGUUGGGCAGCACUUCGCCGACGACUUGGAAGAUCUGCCGGAGAACGUGAGACGCACGCUGCAGACGCCGCUGCCAAUCGCCACGGACGAAAGGGGAGGCACACCGCAUGCAAUGCGGGCCCGGCCGCCCAUUCUGCGUCGCGCGGCAUGUCGCUUUUUGCACAGCUACUUUAUUGUGGCGGAAUCGCAGUACGACGAGUGUGGCGGCUACCUGGUGCUGCUGGACUACCUCCGCAAAUGCCUUGAGAAGGGGGAGCGUGUCUUUGUGUGCUUUGAUGAAAAGAAGAUGGCACGGCCGACGCGUGAAACCCUCCUUGCCGUGCUCUGUCAGCUGAUACAAGAAAAGUUGCCGUACGAGGUCGACGUGACGAAGUGCUUCCAGAUGGUCGUCGAUGCGAUGAAGGGGCUCUACGGGUAA
Molecule: messenger RNA, 3108 nt
Organism: Trypanosoma conorhini
Lineage: Eukaryota; Euglenozoa; Kinetoplastea; Trypanosomatida; Trypanosomatidae
Product: putative protein kinase
Exons: 1
Coding region: 1-3108 (1035 amino acids)
Biological process (GO): protein phosphorylation; intracellular signal transduction
Cellular component (GO): cytoplasm
Molecular function (GO): ATP binding; protein serine/threonine kinase activity
Source: RefSeq, a predicted model, not a curated record